ACUGUAAAAAAGUUAGAACUUAAUGAGAAACACUUUGAAAUUAUUAGAAAGGUAGAAAUCAAUAGUGAAAAUUUCUUAGAAAUAACUGAAAAAAAGCUUUAUGAUCUUGGUUUUAGUUUUGGACCUGCAGAACAAAUUGUCAGAUUUGCUAAGGAGUGUAGUGAACAGAAGAGGCAGAAAUAUUCAUCCAUUAGAUCUUUGAGAGAUGUCUUAAAAGAUUAUGGCGUUGACUCUGAUAACAUUUCAAGGAUUCCGUCAUUUGAACCACAAACUUACGAAAUUCAAGAUAAUGAUGAGUAUUUUCAAAACUGUAUCAAUAAUAUUUUAAUCAGAAUUAAAAGCUAUGAGACUUUAUCCCCAAAUUCUAAUGAAAAAAUUUGA
Racocetra fulgida is the source of this 381-nucleotide messenger RNA. NCBI's taxonomy places the organism in Eukaryota, Fungi, Glomeromycota, Glomeromycetes, Diversisporales, Gigasporaceae. The record is from the annotation of a GenBank genome assembly.